Messenger RNA from Lotus japonicus, 3174 nucleotides. RefSeq names its product receptor-like serine/threonine-protein kinase SD1-7. The transcript has 7 exons. Gene Ontology annotation, molecular function: protein serine/threonine kinase activity; ATP binding. NCBI's taxonomy places the organism in Eukaryota, Viridiplantae, Streptophyta, Magnoliopsida, Fabales, Fabaceae. The coding region runs from base 135 to 2672 and encodes 845 amino acids. Gene Ontology annotation, biological process: recognition of pollen; protein phosphorylation. The record is from RefSeq and is a predicted model, not a curated record.
UGCAAACAUCAUAUGAUGACACUCCUCUUCUGCUUCUUCCUCUUUAUUAGCUUCAUCACUCCACACACUUUUUCCACACCAGAUACAAUAACUGCUAAACUAUCAACUUGUGUAAUUAAGAAACCACGCACAUCAUGCAAGUCCUCUGCUUCUUCCUCUUUUGCUUCAUGGCAUUGGCGCCACACACUUUCUCAGCAGAUACCUUAACCGCAACACAAACUCUCGCAACCAACCAGACCCUCCAAUCAUCUAACGCUGUUUUCAUCCUUGGAUUCUUCCCCAGCAGCACCAAUCCCACUUCGUACUACCUGGGCAUAUGGUACAAGGACUUGGGUGAUAGAACAGUGGUUUGGGUGGCAAACAGAGACAACCCAGUUAUUGACAACAACUCCACAGGAUUAAUAUCUCUCAAGAUCAACUCAGAAAAUGGAAACAUAGCUCUUGUUAACUCAUCUGCAGGGAACCCUGUAUGGUCCUCCACCAAUCAAACCAAAGCUAGCAACCCAGUUCUUCAGCUUUUGGACACUGGCAAUUUAGUUAUUAGAGAAGAAGCUUCCCAUGCUAGUAAUAAUUAUCUAUGGCAGAGCUUUGAUCACCCAACGGAUACGUUGUUACCGGAUAUGUACAUGGGUUGGAACCUAGACAAGGGCACGGAGGAUCACCUAACAUCAUGGAGGGACACAGAUAAAGAUCCUUCAACCGGCGAUUGCACGUUGAAGAUACGUCCUCAAGGACUCCCAGAAGGUUACCUGCGGAUAAACCAGACCAAAAUAUAUAGAAGUGGGCCUUGGAAUGGUGACAGAUUCAGCGGGGUGCCGGAGAUGAAGCAUAAUACGAAUUCUAUUGUGUUCAACUUCUCCGCACAACAACAUGGGGUGUACUACUCGUUCCAUAUUGGCAACCGAUCCAUUUUCUCAAGGCUUAUAGUCACCUCUAGUGGUGAACUUCAGCGCCUCACAUGGGUUCCUAGCAGCCAGAGUUGGAACAAGUUCUGGUAUGCACCGAAAGAUGAGUGUGACCAUUACAGAACGUGUGGUCCUUAUGGUAUCUGCGAUGCUGAUGCUUCACCGAUAUGCAAGUGUGUGAGCGGGUUCAGCCCCAAGAAUCAGCAGGCUUGGAAUUUGAGACAAGGGUCUGGUGGGUGUGUGAGGAACAACAAUUUGGACUGCAGGAGUGAUAAAUUUUUGACUGUUAAGGUCAAGUUGCCUGACACAACCAUGGUAUAUAUGAACAGGAGUAUGAACCUUGUGGAAUGUAAAGAUUUGUGCAGAAGGAACUGUUCUUGCACUGCUUAUGCCAACAUUGAGACCGCCAAUGGAGGGACUGGUUGUGUCAUGUGGAUUGGUGAGCUCAUUGACAUGAGGCAGUACGCUGCUGGUGGUCAAGAUCUCUAUGUCAGAUUAGCAGCUUCAGAUGUUGAUGACUCUCACAAGAAAAAUAACAGUGCUAGGAUUGCAGGAACUACAGUUUGUGCAGUUGCUGUAAUUUUAGGAUUAUUGGGUUUCAUUUUAUUUAGGAAGAGGAAAUUGCUAAGUAGAUUCAAUGGGAAGACAAACUCCAAAGGUUCUCUCCAAAGAAAUCGGGAUUUGCUAAUGAAUGAGGUGAUAUUUCCAACUAAUAGAGAUAGAGAAAACUCAGGAGAAAGUAACAUGGAUGAACUAGAUUUGCCAUUAUUUGAUUUUAAUACCAUAACAAUGGCUACAAACAAUUUCUCUGAAGCAAAUAAACUUGGGGAAGGAGGAUUUGGUAUUGUCUACAUGGGCAGGUUAGUGGAAGGCCAAGAAAUUGCUGUCAAGAGGUUGUCUAAGAACUCUGGGCAAGGAACUGAAGAGUUUAAGAAUGAAGUGAAGUUAAUUAUCAAGCUUCAACAUCGAAAUCUUGUGCGGCUAUUUGGUUGCUGCAUUGAGAUGAAUGAAAAGCUUCUGGUGUAUGAGUACAUGGAGAAUAAAAGUCUCGAUUCCUUUUUGUUUGACAAAACCAGAAAUCACUUACUAGACUGGAAGAUGCGCUUCAACAUUAUAUGUGGAAUAGCUAGAGGGCUUCUAUAUCUGCACCAUGAUUCUAGAUUAAGGAUUAUUCAUAGGGAUCUCAAGGUAAGCAACAUUCUUCUUGACAGUGAAAUGAACCCAAAAAUAUCAGACUUUGGUCUGGCUAGAAUUUUUGCCACAAAUCAGACAGAAGCAAAUACACUCAGGGUUGUUGGAACAUAUGGCUAUAUGUCUCCUGAAUAUGCUUUGGAUGGGAACUUCUCAGUGAAGUCUGAUGUUUUUAGCUUUGGAGUUCUUGUGCUAGAGAUCAUAACUGGAAAGAAGAAUAGAGGAUUCUACUACUCUAACAAAGAUAUGAAUCUUUUAGGGAAUGCUUGGAGGCAUUGGAGAGAAGGCAAUGCAUUAGAGCUUAUUGAUGAAUCAAUUAGUGGUUCAUAUUCAGCGUGUGAAGUUCUUAGAUGCAUACAUAUUGGGCUCUUGUGUGUUCAAGAACUUGCAGAUGAUAGACCAACAAUGUCUUCAGUGAUCUUAAUGUUGAACAAUGAAACUCCAUUAGUGCUACAACCUAGAAACCCUGGGUUUUGCCUAGGAAAGAAUCCUCCAAAGACUGAUUCUUCUUCAAGUAAUCAAGAUGAAACCUGGAGUGUGAACCAAGUUACAGUCACAUUACUAGAUGCAAGAUAAUGAAAAGAGCAUGACAUCAUCUGAUUUGCUGUAUAUUCCCAAAAUCACAAAAUUAAGGGUUGUUUAAAUUACCCUAGACACAAUUUGGGUUAAAUCACCCUAAUCCAAGGUGGACCUUUGAUAUUUAAGAUAAAUAGAUAAAUAUGAAAUUCAUAAUUCUCUUAUCUUGAAUGUCAUUUUUUUUAAGGCAACUUAUCUUGAAUGGCAUUGGUUCACCAAAGACUAGGGUUAUUUAACACAAACAUGCUUCUUGUUCCUAGCAUGUUCCUUUGUAUUUCUCUGUUUUGGAUAGCUCUGUUUAUGUCUAUGUGCUAGAGCUCUUCCAUUCUUUCUUCUCAUUGUAUUAAGGGUUGGAGUACCGGUCCCUUGUACUCCCUUUAAUGCAAUCUUUGGCUUAUGAAAAAAAAAAUUAACACAAACUUUACCUAAGGUCAUUUAGACAACUCAAUAAAAUGAUUAUGUAAAUCUUCAUGUUUCUGAUAGUUGAGACAUUUUUUAAAUA